AUGUCAAGUGAAAGUGCCGACGAUAUUAAUGUCGGUGUUGCCCUCAGCACUACUCUUCUCAUUCCAAAGGAUCUGGAGCGAAAUGCUGGGCUCAGCGAAUAUGAGAACUACGCGCUAAUGCUCCAGCACUCCGUUCAAAGGGAAGCGUCUUCCCUGAAGAAGGAGAUCAAAUCUCUUGAAUCAAAGAUGAGAAAACUGGAGGACCAGGCUGAGGCUGCUACUAAGGCCCAGCAGAUGGCUGAAGAGAAAGUGGAGUCUGCUGAGGCUAUCCGAAAAGUAGCUGAAGCUGAGAAGAUAGAGGCCGAAGUAAAAAAGGCCCAGGCUGAGAAGGAGCUCCAGCAGGCUUUGGCCACCAAGGAGGCCGAACUUGAUCUCCCUGUUGACUCGCCCUUUCGUAAUGCCGAUGCCAUUCAUUUACUAUUCCCUCCUCCAAGUCAGGUUGAAGACGAAUCAGAGACUGAGGUUGAUGCCGAGGAUGAGGAUGAAGAGAAAAAUGAUGAUGAGGCCUUGCUUGAUCUCCCUGUUGACUCGCCCUUUCGUAAUGCCGAUGCCAUUCCUUCACCAUUUCCUCCUCCAAGUCAGGUUGAAGACGAAUCAGAGACUGAGGCUGAUGCCGAGGAUGAGGAUGAAGAGAAAAAUGAUGAUGAGGCCUUGGGUGAUGAGGUUGGGGAGGCACCCAAGGAAAUUGCCAUCGGGCAACUAUCAUCCGACCUUCUAUUGGCUGAAAGAAAUCUGGACAAAACGCUGGCUGAGAUUGAUGCCGAGAUUGAGGCAGAAAAGGUUACCGAGGAGGUUCCACCAGAGUCUUCCGAGGUCCUAGCCCCUCCAGCUGCUAAUGCUGAAGAAUCCUGA
Camellia sinensis is the source of this 852-nucleotide messenger RNA. The record is from RefSeq and is a predicted model, not a curated record. NCBI's taxonomy places the organism in Eukaryota, Viridiplantae, Streptophyta, Magnoliopsida, Ericales, Theaceae.